This is a messenger RNA of Cryptomeria japonica (Japanese cedar), 2140 nucleotides long. Its product is annotated as sugar transporter ERD6-like 6. Gene Ontology annotation, molecular function: sugar transmembrane transporter activity. Gene Ontology annotation, biological process: carbohydrate transport; transmembrane transport. The record is from RefSeq and is a predicted model, not a curated record. Lineage: Eukaryota; Viridiplantae; Streptophyta; Pinopsida; Cupressales; Cupressaceae. The transcript is spliced from 18 exons. Gene Ontology annotation, cellular component: membrane. The coding region runs from base 83 to 1600 and encodes 505 amino acids.
ACCCUGCUUUUCUAAUAUAUUGUGUUGAUCUAUUUAGAAUUUUAGUGAGCUUUUUACAGUUUGUGCUGUGAUUUGAGCUAAAAUGAGUUUUAAUUGGAGGAAUUUGGAAAAUGCUGAAAAUGUGACGAGAAUGAGCUUUGAUGGGGAUUUGGAGAAUGAAGAAGAUGUGAAGAGACCAUUGUUUUAUCAAACAAAUAGUUGGUAUAGCAAUUCCAGGAUUAAAUUUGAGAGAGGUGGCAGCAGGAGGCAAGUUCUAGAGGCUACGUCUAGAGAAAGUUCUAUUAAUGCUGUACUUUGUACACUGAUUGUGGCUUUGGGUCCUCUGCAAUAUGGGUUCACAACUGGCUAUUCAUCACCGACUGAGAGUAGUAUAAUGAAUGAUCUCAAUCUGACCAUUUCUGAGUUUUCUUUAUUUGGAUCACUGUCCAAUGUUGGGGCAAUGAUUGGGGCCAUGGUCAGUGGGCUACUUGCUGAUUAUAUUGGAAGAAAAGGGGCACUGGUAGUAGCCUCAAUACCCAAUAUUCUAGGGUGGAUAGCCAUUUGUUUGGCAAAGGAUUCUUCAUUUCUGUAUAUAGGUAGGUCAUUGACGGGCUUGGGAGUAGGGAUCAUAUCAUUCACUGUGCCUGUGUAUAUUGCUGAGAUAGCUCCUAAGCACUUGCGUGGAGGUCUUGGUACAGUCAACAUGCUCUCCAUAACAAUUGGUAUAUUCGUGGCAUAUCUAUUGGGAAUGUUCAUUUCCUGGAGGCAUCUUGCAAUUGCAGGUGCAGUUCCCUGUAGUUUAUUGGUUCUUGGGCUUUUUUUAAUUCCAGAAGCUCCAAGAUGGCUGGCUAAGAUCGGUAAAGAUUUAGACUUUGAAGCUUCCUUACAAAGCCUUCGUGGGUUUGACUCUGAUGUUUCCCUUGAGGCAACUGAAAUUAGGAGUUCAAUGGAGCUAAACAGGCGAGAACCAAAUAUCAAAUUGUCAGAGUUAUGCCAGAGGAGAUAUGCAUUCCCUCUUACUAUUGGCAUUGGCCUGCUUGUAUUGCAGCAGUUGACAGGAAUAAGUGGAAUUAUGUUCUACAGUACUUCCAUUUUCAAAUCGGCUGGAAUCUCAAAUGCUGAGGUUGCAUCUCUUGGACUGGCUGCAGUGCAGAUUCCAAUGAUUCUAUUCAUUGCAUGGCUAAUGGACAAGGCUGGUAGAUGUGUUCUCCUCAUGAUCUCAUCUGCAGGAAUGGCAGCCAGCCUUUUCCUCAUAGGGAUUGCAUUCUACUUAAAGAGCAACGUGUUAGCAGCUUCUUACUUUUCCAGUAUUUUGGCUGUAAUUGGUUUAUUGGCUUGCGUUGUUUCCUACUCAAUUGGUAUGGGGGCCAUCCCAUGGAUUAUUAUGUCCGAGAUACUUCCUAUUAAUGUCAAGGGCAUUGCUGGUAGUGUGGCAACGGUGGCCAACUGGUCUCUUUCCUGGGCCGUGACAAUGACAAUAAAUUUACUUUUAGAAUGGAGCAAAACAGGAACAUUCAUGCUGUAUGCCCUGUUCAGUGCUCUUACCUUAACCUUUGUAGUAUUGUUUGUGCCUGAAACUAAGGGAAAAACUCUGGAGGAAAUUGAGGCAUCACACAGAUAAAGUUUGGGGUCGUUAGAACUUAGGAACCAUAAAGAGUACUCUUGGAUGAUUAUAUAAGCACGAGGUUCCUGCAACGGAUGUGGUUGCUAAAUGGAAUAAAAUUUGUUGGCCGUGAAACUGAAAGAUGAUACAUCAUACAUUGGGAAUUAUAUUUUGUCCUCAAAAUUCGGGUUCUCAAUACACCAAAUUAGGUGACGUCUAUACAGCUACAUCUAUUGGGGAAUCCAUGGCCUAAUUCGAUAAAGAAACCUAGACACAAGGAUCUUUUAAGGAACUUCUGGAGCAUUUGAAUAGAAGUGGACAUUUGGUAUUGAAGAGUGAUGUGUUCUUUAGGCAUUUCAGUUAGCUGAAAAAUAUUGAUCGUAUUAUCUGUAAGUAUCGCACUCCAAAUCCUCUGUGAAAUUAAAUUAAGUUGCAUCAUGGACUUUGUACACUGAUAAAAUACAGAAAUUGUUGUGGACAAGCAAUUCUUCUUCAGAUUUGACUACUGGAAAAAACUUAAAAGUAUACAUUGCGAGUUCGCACUUGAGAUUUUUAUCA